This is a messenger RNA of Strongylocentrotus purpuratus (purple sea urchin), 2743 nucleotides long. RefSeq names its product putative L-cysteine desulfhydrase 1. The record is from RefSeq and is a predicted model, not a curated record. The coding region runs from base 139 to 1470 and encodes 443 amino acids. Lineage: Eukaryota; Metazoa; Echinodermata; Echinoidea; Camarodonta; Strongylocentrotidae. The transcript has 7 exons.
CAUGCUAGUCAUCACGUGAUUUUAAUUGUUGACAAAAGAAGUAAAUAGGUAGGCCUAGAGCCCUAGAUCUACUAAAAGUAAACAUCACUGCGAACGUGACAAAUUAAAAAGGGAAUUUCAUAAUCCAAGUGAAACGGGAUGUCUCAAAGGAAAUGCACUGUGGCUGUAGCCGCCAUCUCUGCCUGUGCAUCUGUGGUCGUCUACGAGAUUCUGAGACGACUUGCAUCAUGGGCAACGGGAGAUGAGCAGGAAGAGAAGACUACUGAUGUUUGUGAAAGUGAUGCUUUGCCAGAACUUGGAAAGAGCCUGCGUGAUCGGGAAUACUCUCUUGUUGAAAAUCUCCAUCCAUUGAAUAAUGGCUCUUAUGGCGGGGUUCCGCAGAGAGUGCUCAAAGCACAGAAAAGAAUGAUGGAUGAACGGGAAUCCAAUCCUGAGAUGUGGUGUCGCUUCCGUAGACAGGACAUGUACAAGGAUGCGGUCAAGAACGUUGCCGAGUUUGUGUGCGCGAAGCCGGAGAAUCUGGUCUUAGUUGAAAACGUUACGACUGCAACAAACAGCAUCGUGAAAUCCUUCAAGUUCAGUGCUGGUGACCAGAUCUUGGUGACAAAUCAUACCUAUGGGGCUGUGCUGAAGACAUUGAAAUUUGUUACCAAUCUCAAUCAAGAUGUCAGCACUGUGUCCGUUGAGAUCCCAAUCCAGACGACAGCCAAGGAGAUCAUCGAUCUCCACACCCGUGCCCUCGACGAGAACCCCAGGAUCAAGAUUGCCAUGCUGGAUCACAUUGCGUCCUUCUCGGCCCUCUUGUUGCCAAUCAAGGAACUGAUCGAGAUCUGUCACAGUCGUGGAGUGAUAGUGGCUAUCGAUGGGGCUCAUGCUCCGGGGCAGCUCCCUCUUCGGUUGGAGGAACUUGGGGCGGACUUUUACUAUGGCAACUUGCACAAGUGGCUUUAUUCACCUAGGGGAUGUGCCUUGUUCUAUGUACAUCCCAAGCAUCAGAGCUGGAUCCGAACCGCUAUCUCAUCCCAUCAUACAUUUGAUCAAGAUCUUCAAGAUCGCUUCCAUUACAUCGGGACCAGGGAUGCAAUCCCUUACUUCACGGCCAAGCAUGCCAUUCACUAUCAUUAUUACCUCGGUGGAUUGGAGAGGAUCACAGCCUACAACUCUCUGCUCGUCCAAUGGGCAGCUGAGAUGUUGGCCAAGGCAUGGAACACAACCUGGGUUGACCGGGAUGAGGAGUUGAGGGCGCCAUUUAUGCGUCUUGUCCUACUUCCUCCAUCUCCCAAGCUAGCUCUUUAUGAGGCCAAUAAAGAUUUGAUUUAUGAGAUUUUGAAAAAGCAUAGUGUGGCUGUUGCUGUGAGUAAUGAUGGUGAGGAUCGGUUUGUACGUAUCAGUGCCCAAGUGUACAACUAUAAAGAGGAAUAUUACUUUUUACGUGAUGCAGUCAUUGAUGUUCUGGAUAUUAAGAAUUAAAAGGAUAACUAAAUGUUGUUCCUAUCUUACGGGUACGUUUGUACCUAUCAGUACCCAGGGCAGUGCUUCGGGAAACUGUGAUAAGUACAGGUUUGCCAAAACUCCAUUGAAAUGUGCAUUAAAAUUUGCAAGCAUUUCAAUAGGCUGAUGUGUAACUAUAAAGAGGAAUGUUUAUCUACUGCGUGAUGCAAUCAUUGAUGUUCUGGACAUUAAGAAUUGAAAUGAUUACAAAUUUGUCUCUAUUGUAAGAAUACGAUUGUAUGCAUCAGUGCCCCAGGCACAUUUCACAAAACUUUCACAAGUAAAAGUUUACCAACAUCCCAUUAAAACAUGCAUUGAAAUUAGCACACAUUUUAAUGGGAUGUCGGUGGACUAGUGGUUAUCAUGACAGUUUUGUGAAACGAUGCACUGGUGUAUAACUAUAUAGAAAAAUAUGUAUCUACUUUAUGUUGCAAUCAUUUCUGUUCUGAAUAUAAAGAAUUAAAGGAUGCAAAGAAAAUAUCUUUAUGGUAAGGAUACAUUUGUAUGUAUCAGUGCCCAGUCGUAUUCUGAAAUGAUGAUAUAUUUUAUGUUUAGUAAAACGAUGUUAAAUUAUCAUAACAAAUAAGAAUUAGGACGAGUCAUUGGCUCAUGUACAUGUCUAUGCAAAUCUGGCUGCAAUUGCGUGAAGCUAAAAGAAGCAUCAGCACAAGCAACAAGUAUAAGCGUUGGUUCCUCGAAAAUUUGAGUUGCUGUGUCAAUUAACAUCAUUUCCACUUCCAUAAAAAAUAACAUCAUUUCAGAAUAUUGCCCCAGGGGAUAUCAUUUAGUGAUGAAAUCAUUGAUGUUCUAGCUUUCAAAUUUGAAACCAUGCUGCAACUUCAUGCUUUAUUCUAUUCUAAAAGAAUGUUAAUCUAGCUGUACAUAGGGCUUAUUCUAGGAUCAUUUUGUCUCAAAGUAAUACACAAAUUAUAAAGAUAAAUUAGAUUUAUAUCUUAUUAUGUUGCAUGUAAAUGUAUUUUACUUUCUCGGUAGUCGGGAUAUAUUUGUUCAAAUAUUUUUUCUGUUUCUGAUACCAAGAACUUUUAUUUUGGUAUCAGUAAGAUAUAGGAGUUGUAGAAUGUUCCUUUUAUUUGUACCAUGCAAUCACCUAAAUAAAUAAUUUGUGUACAGCUAGAAUGUAUAAAAUCAUCCUUAAAAACUUCGAACUAUGGCCUUAUGGAUAAUGAGUAUGAACACAAUAAAGAAUAACAUAAAACUGUUCAAGGAACUCAAGGUUUUUAUUACAAACAAA